AUGCAAAGCCGCCGAGACUACCAAAACCGCUACGACACCUACGGAAUUUCGAGCGGUGGUCAAUACGGCAGAGCACCUCCAAACCGCAGCGACUACGAGCAUCCCGGCCAUGAUGGGUUCUUCAGACCCAAUGCAUCCAACAGCCGCAACUUAUACGGCCGGUCCGACGCGCGCACUGGUUAUCAUCCUCCAAAUCAACGUCAAUCAAACUGGUGCGAAGGUUACGGCAACAACGGCGGUAGUGGAAACGGCCGCGCGCCUUUCGACUACGGACCUCUCGGACCCGUAGGAGGUCCGCAGUCCCGUCAGGAAGUUCGUGGAGAGGGAUCUUGGGCGAGCCACGCGGGAUGGUACAGCAGACCAGGAGCUCGUAUGGAAGUUGGGGAUGAGGCUCGCGGCUAUGGUCGUCGGCAGCAGGAGCGGUCUCCUCGGCGCGAGUCUCGAGGGGAGCAAUAUUCGGAUCGUCAGAAGGGGAAGUUUCGCUCGUUUUUUGACCGCUUCAAACAGUCGUCGUCGGGUGGGCAGCAGUAUGGGCGAGACUACGCUGGACAGAGGAGUUCGGAGAGAGACUAUGCUGGACAAAGCCCAGAGCGAGGUCAACGGUACGGCGGCGGCGAGGGUCAGCAGAGGAGGCAUCGGGGUUAUGGGAGAGCUGCGUGGUCGGCACUGCGGAAGUUUUGA
This is a messenger RNA of Ramularia collo-cygni, 681 nucleotides long. RefSeq lists its product as uncharacterized. Bases 1 to 681 code for a protein of 226 amino acids. The transcript has a single exon. The record is from RefSeq and is a predicted model, not a curated record. Lineage: Eukaryota; Fungi; Ascomycota; Dothideomycetes; Mycosphaerellales; Mycosphaerellaceae.